Messenger RNA from Stegodyphus dumicola, 5714 nucleotides. It is a transcript of the gene Hip14, whose product is annotated as palmitoyltransferase Hip14. Gene Ontology annotation, molecular function: palmitoyltransferase activity; protein binding. The record is from RefSeq and is a predicted model, not a curated record. NCBI's taxonomy places the organism in Eukaryota, Metazoa, Arthropoda, Arachnida, Araneae, Eresidae.
AUGGCAGACGAACAGGAUCCAUCGUGUACACCGGUGUAUUACAUGGGUGGAUCUGAGAGAACUCGCCACCACAGUGACCCGUCUUCCGACUCAACAUGCUUGCCUUUAACUCCUGCGGAAGAUUACAGUACAUUUGAUAUAGUGAAAGCCACCCAGUUUGGUGUUUUUGAACGCUGCCAAGAAAUAAUUGAAGGUGGCUAUGAUGUAAAUAGACCAGAUUCUGAAAAUGUUACACUUCUUCACUGGGCUGCUAUCAAUAAUCGGCAAGAAAUUGUCAAGUAUUAUAUUUCUAAGGGAGCUAAUGUGGACACAAUAGGAGGAGAACUCCUCUCCACGCCUUUACAUUGGGCUACAAGGCAAGGACAUCUUGCAAUGGUUGUGUUACUGAUGCGUCACGGAGCUGAUCCAGCCAUUACAGAUGGAGAAGGUUGUCAGUGUAUUCAUUUAGCUGCACAGUUCGGGCAUACGGCUAUUGUAGCAUAUUUGGUGGCUAAAGGUCAAAAUGUAAAUGCUGCCGAUAAGAAUGGUAUGACUCCUCUCAUGUGGUCAUGCUACCGAAUUUCUAUGAAUGACCCUACAAGGUUACUUUUAACUCUUGGUGCUAGUCUCACUAUGGUUGAUUUACAUCAUAAAAAUACUCCUCUUCAUUGGGCUGUGUUUGCCAGAAACAACAGUGCUAUUUCAUUACUGCUUAAGGCAGGAGCAAGCUUAGAUGAAAAAAAUGCUGAGAAUGACACACCAAUUGACAUGGCUAAAAGGCUUAAUCUAACAUACAUACAAAAACGCUUAGAAGAAACUAAAAAAGAAAGAGAAAAGAGGACACAUUGUCUCACACUUUACAGAGAUAAGAAACUAAGAUACGGUUGUAUGGUUGGGUCUCCAUUUUUAGUAUUUUAUGUCAUUGGUGCUCUGCUUGAAAGUCGAGAAUCAUAUCUCAUGAAAGCAGGACUGUUGCUUAUUUUAGGUAUAGCUGUCACAGUUACAGGAAAGUUACUGUUUGAUGACAGAAUCCUCAAUAUACUUCCAAUUUCAGUUUAUCUAUCUACAAAGUUUUGGAUGUAUGUAACGUGGUUUACAUGGUUUCAACCUUAUGUUGGAGACAUAUGGAGAACGGUUGGUUUUUUAGUGUGUUCAAUGUUCCUUUUCUACUCAUUUAUAAAAGCUUGGAAGUCAGAUCCAGGCGUCAUACAUAGCACUCCUGAACAGAGAUAUAGGACAAUUAUUGAAUUAGCUGAGAGAGAUGGUUUUCAUCCGAAUUGGUUUUGUAGUUCAUGUUUAGUACGGCGUCCUUUGAGAUCUAAACACUGUUCUGUUUGUAAUCAGUGUAUAGCACGUUUUGACCACCACUGCCCUUGGGUGGGAAACUGUGUCGGAUUGGGAAAUCAUAAAUAUUUCGUUUUGUAUCUUUUUUGGCUUCUCAUAAUGAUUAUUUGGUGUUUACAUGGCUGUGUCAGAUUUUGGAAAGGGCACAUCACCAAUAAUGACAUUCCACUUUUAAAUUUUUUAUGGGAAGCAUCUCGCAUCAGCGGUUGGGUGAGCUGGAUUGCAGCGAAUGCUUUGUUGCAUAGUAUUUGGGUUGGCUGUCUCUUGCUGUGUCAACUAUAUCAAAUAGUUUGGCUAGCUAUGACAACAAAUGAAAGAAUGAACUGCUCAAGAUAUCGACAUUUUAAAAAAGACAAAAAGGGUGUUAUCAGAAGCCCAUUUCAUCGUGGUGCUUUCCAGAAUUUGUUAGACUUUUGUGAAUGGAAGUGCUGUGGACUUUUCCAAAUUGAUACUAGAGACUGGAAACAAGUGUAUGAUUCAGAUGAUGAAGGAGAAAGCUCAGUAUUGCUUAGAUCUGAACAUCAUUAUAUAUAAAAGUGCUGAUAUACUGAAAUGGUUUAUUCAUAAUUAUGACAAGAUUAUAUAGCCUUGAAUAGUAUAUUAAGUUAUAGUGUGCAUCUUUUUUAUUUAAAUUUUUUAAAAAUAUAUCAAGGUACGAUAUACUGUUUUUGGCUAGAAAAAUCUUGCCUUAUUGUUAAUUAAUUUAAUGACUAACAUUUGAAAUGAAAGAAGAGAAUUAAUUCAAAGACUGUUUCUCUGAAAGCCUUUAUGACUUGAAUAAAUUCUUAUUUUAUUUGUAAUAACUGUAAUAACUGAAAAAUGUUGCAUAGGCCUUAUUUGUGAGAAAAGCUUUUUUAUCUUGUGCUGUAGAUGAAUAUUUUGCUUGCUAUUGUGCUCGACACAAAAGUGUAAUUUUCGUUCAUACUUUUUAUAUAUCAUAUUUUGUUAUUGUGAUAACUUAUUUGCACCAGAAAUGUCUGGUACACUUCUUAUGCAAUUUCUGCAAUUUCUACUACUCACAUUUUUCAUUGUAUCUAUAAAUUUAUCAUUUUCAUCAUCUACAUUUUCUAUUAUCUUAAAUGUUAAUUGCUAAAGCAUUUUAGCACUCAUACAGAUGUUUUUGUGAAUAAACAACAACCUGUCUUGAUUCAUUCGCAAGUUUGUACUACUCAGGAGGUUGUAAAAUAAUGAUGUUUGUCGUCGCCGAAUCAUGACUCAUUUCUGUAACUGUAUUUUUGUAUGUAUUGUCUGGGCACAUUCUUAAAUCAUGUCACAUAAUCAGAAAUAGGACUAGAACUAUAUAUAAAAAUGUAGAUUCCCAGUUUUGAACAUUUGGAAUUUAUCUAACAUAUUUUCAUAAAUUUGAGCUUUUUUAUCCAAGAGUCUUUUAUUUCUAAAUUCUCUUAUCAUUAUAAAAGUAUUGAAUUCUGUAUAAUGAAUUAUAUGAUUGAUAUAGAUUAUUUAUACUUCAUUAUAAUAUAGAUAGGUUUCUGCUAGCAAGUAUACUUAUUUCAUUGAAAGCUGUACUCAAGAUUAUCAAACAUCUUUUCGUUUAAGUAAAGGACAAAAUUUCAACAUAUUCUCAAUCAAAUAUAUAUGCUACUGUAAAAAGAGAGACCAAUCUUAGUCCCUUUGAAAUACAUAGAGCUUAUCUAUAAAACUAACAAUUCGAUGAAGGAGUUUGAUUAACAAACUUAACAUCUAGAAUUUUAUUAAUGUUAAUGUGCAUGACCAAUAGAAAUUUAUCAAAAUUACUGCCAUUCUUUUUAUUUUAUUAUGUGCUCUGUAAAAAUCUGAUAUCUGUGAUUUUAACUUUGCUUUGAAAAUAUUAUCUUAAUAUUUAUAUGAAAGAGGUGCUGUUUUAUAUUAAGGGGUUGUAUGAAAUAAUAAUUAAUGCAAAUUACUUGAUAUAUGGAAAUUUCAGCUUAAAUAAUAAUUAGGUCACUUAUGAAGGAAGAGAUAAAGGUAUAUAGGGUAUCUCAAAACUCUGAAUACAAAUUUUGAGGGGCAAUGCAAAACAUCAGUAUAAAUCAGGGGUUCAAAAAUAGAUGGUAUGUAAAGAAGCAAAGUAUUUUUAACUAUUAAAUUCAAAAAUUAAAACCCCAACAUUCUGAUCUUUUCUCUAACACCCGUAAAUGUAUGUGAUCUGAGCUUUGUUCAAGAGUGGUGGUAUUUCAAUUUUUGUUUAAAUGGUACACAUUAGUCAAAAGGUUGAGAACUGCUGGUAUAAAUCAUGUUCACCUACGAAAGCAUGAGCAGGGGUGUCGCUCAUGAGAGAUAGAAGAGACACAAGAACAUAAUACAGAAAGGCAGAAGUGAAGGUAGAACUUAAACUGGUAGACACAGAAUACUGUUUCGUAUGAGGUGUUGAAAGUUCCGGCCAUUCAUAAUGCAUGCAUGAUGCUAACACCUGAUUAAUUGGCAACACUUUCAAAGUUAUCUGGAAUUUUGCUGGUAUUAGUAGCAGCCUUUGUCAUUACCAUCAGCGAUCCCAUACAGGAUAUACAUGUUCACCAAAUCAGCAUUCACAAAAUGAUCCAUUGUCUUUGUACAGCAUUGCAAGAUUCAGUGAAAUAGCUGUUUUCAAGCUGAAUUGCUGCUGUGGAGCACCAUAUAUCCAUCUCUGAUCCUGCAUUCCUUUAUGAAUGUGAAUUACAUUGAUGCCCUCUCCCUAUCCUCAAAGAUUGUAGAUGAAGUUUUAAGACAUUUUAUGUGGUACCAGUAACCAAUAGGAAACUAGAAAAGAAAACACACUUAACUUUCCUGUAGGUGAUGACAGUAUCUCCUGGACUAAAUUCUUCCAUAAACUGACGGAUGCAGAUAUUUGUUGCUGUUUUUGAAAUCUCUUGAAAAGAUUAAAAAAGUAUACUAUUAGAAAUUCUGUUAACAUGUUUUAAUUUCAUAAAUAAAAGAAGACAUUUUUAUGUAUUUGAGGAAUAAUUUUUCAGUUCAUGAAGCCUGAAAUAGCUUUCAAUAUUUUGUAGCUGUAGAAAGAUAAUUUCAAGUUUUAUUAAUAAAAAUUAUUCAUGAAAUAUUUUUUAUAUCUGUAUUACUUGUGAAUUUAGAAAUCAAGUAAAUUACAUUUUUUUUAUUAUUAAUAAUGUAUCACAUUUUCUGACCUACAAGAUAACAUAGCUUGUAAGUCCUUAGAUUUAUCCAAACAUUUAUUAAAUUUAAAUAUAGUGACUUAUAAUUUAACCCUCAGUGUGCAACAUGUAGAAAAUUUGGUAUAAACAAAAAAUUCUAAGGAAAAAAAGGGUAUAUUAGAAAAUAUGCCAAAAUCAAAAUUUACCUUAAAAACAAGUAAGUAGAAAGGAGACACCAUAAUUUCAAGAUUGAUAAUGGAUUUUAAGAAAAUUAACAAAAUAAAUUGCCACUGCAUGCUGUUAAGUAGGCUACAUUCAAUCCAAAUAUUAAAGAUUUUACGAGUAACUGUGUAGUCAGUUUAUGGAAUAUAUAUAUCAUAUAUGUAUGUAUCGUGGCACAACGGCUGUGGAAAAAGGUAGAAGUAAAUGAACAUUUUAAUGUCAGGAGAUGGGAAUUAACUUUAAAUCCACAUCUGUGAUUUGAUGAUAAUUUUCGAAGGGGGAGGUCUUUUCAUUAAACCUUCAUAGAGUAAUAUAUCUUUAAAAAUUUUUGUAAUUAAAAGUAUUUUUCUUAAUGUUUUAUUAGGAAUGACAAUAUAUAAUUAAAUGUAAAUAAGUUAUGAUAAUUUAUACCCAGUGUGCAAGUUGAUUAGACUUGUUAGAGCUUCAUCUUCUUUCCCCCCCCCCGAAAAAAAGAACCUUGACUUAUAUACUGAAAAAUUUUGCAAAUUCUAUGUCUCAUAAGUGUCAUUUUCUCAGAAAUAAAUUAUUUAAAAAUUUUAAGAGCAUAACUUUAUUUCCCAAACAAUGUUGUUUUUCUCAGAAUGGCCAUUUUUAGAUAAUCUGAUUAUUUUAUCUAGCCCCUCUAUAAAAAUAAAAUGAGUUUUUAAGGUUUAAUUGUGAUGAAUAAAAUAUGAAAGUGCUUUGAUUUAAAUCAAUACAUUUCAUUUAUUGAAUGUAUCAUUUGUUUAUUUACUUUUACCUCUGGUGCUUCACUUAUAUGUUCUUAUUAUUUUGUAUGAAGCUUUUUUCAAUCAGCUAAAAUUUGUAAUCUAAUUUAAAUUCUUUAAUCUUUUCAGUUAUGAAUCUUAUAGCCCUAAAAAUGUUUAUUUUCUUUUUGUACCUCUGUGUUUAAAAACUUUGAAAUUAAAAAAAAAAAAAAAAAAAAAAAAAAAAUUGUGUUUCCUUAAUGCAUUUUUAAAUUAAAAAAUUGUAUGGUAUGCAUAUAAUUUUUGUUUUAUGCUAAAUGUAAUUUUUAUUUUGCUGUGUAUUGUAUCUUAAUGGUUAUGUUGCUUGGUCACUGCA